UAGCAUGCCUUGAUAAUCAUCCAAGCUUUGAUUUGCUUGUUGUAUGUUGUUUUCAACCCAGAUCUGCUCAAUAAGGCCAUUUAAAGCUUCACGCAUCUUCUUAGCUCUAGCUCGCGUGACUGGACCUCCUUGGGUGUGUAAUGGAUCACAUGACGUGGUAGAUAUGCUGUCGUCUUGAUUCCCAUCAUGAUGCAUAUGGCGAUGAAAGUAGAAUGGCAACUCAAGCGUAAAGGAGCUGCCAGCAGAACUGGGCAAAAUUUAGGUUCCUCAUCUUCUUGGAAACUGAAUUGGAGCAAAAAGGAAGAAAAUUCUGCUUUUAAGCUUAAAACUACAACAUCUAAGUCAAAAGAAGUUGUCAAUAAUGAGAAGAGUCAAGUGUUUAAGCCUAAAACAGAUAAUACACAAGGCAGAACCCAAGACAUCAAGUGUUUUCGAUGCUUGGGAAGGGGGCAUGUCGCAUCACAAUGUCCUAAUAAGCACACGAUGAUCUUGAGAGAAGAUGGGGAAAUUGAAACUGAGGGUGAAUUUGAUGAUGGAUCUAUGCCACCAUUAGAAGAUGCUAAUGAUGGUGUGGAAUAUGCCGUUGAUGGAGAACUGCUCGUCACCAGGCGAGCUUUGAAUGUGCAAGCCAAAGAAGAUGAUGAAAACUUCAAGGACAUGUUUCUAGAGGACAUCCUUAAUGGUUUACCACCAGUAAAAGGAAUUGAGCAUCAGAUUGACUUCAUUCCAGGUGCAACAAUUCCAAAUCGACCAGCAUAUCGAAGCAACCCCAAUGAGGUGAAAGAACUUCAAAAACAGGUUGAAAUCAUGAAGAAGGGGCAUGUGAGAAAAAGCAUGAGUCCAUGUGUAGUUCUAGUGCUACUUGUGCCUAAGAAGGAUGGGACUUGGCAUAUGUGCAUUGAUUGUCGCACUGUCAACAAAAUCACUGUAAAGUAUCGUCACCCUAUUUCUAGAUUAAAUGACAUGUUAGAUGAACUGCAUGGUUCUUCAUCCUAAUCUGAUGUAAAAUUGAUUUAAAAAGUGGGUAUCAUCAGAUUAGGAUGAAGGAAGGUGAUGAAUGGAAAACCACCUUUAAAACAAAACAUGGUUUAUAUGAGUGGUUAGUUAUUCCAUUUGGAUUAACUAAUGCACCUAGUACAUUCUGGCGAUUAAUGAAUCAUGUUUUGCGUG
Molecule: messenger RNA, 1170 nt
Organism: Rubroshorea leprosula
Lineage: Eukaryota; Viridiplantae; Streptophyta; Magnoliopsida; Malvales; Dipterocarpaceae
Source: the annotation of a GenBank genome assembly